AUGGCGGGGGCGGCGGCGCGGCAGUUGCCUCUGGUGGUGGUCCUGGGGGCGACGGGCACCGGCAAGUCCCGGCUGGCGCUGCAGCUCGGGCUCCGGCUGGGCGGCGAGAUCAUCAGCGCGGACUCCAUGCAGGUAUAUCAAGGACUGGACAUAAUCACCAACAAAGCUUCCACAGAAGAGCAGGCGCUGUGCAAGCAUCACAUGAUCAGUUUUGUGGACCCCUUGGUGACAAACUACACCGUGGUGGACUUCCGGAACAAGGCCACGGCCCUCAUCGAAGACCUCUUUGCCUGCAAGAAGAUCCCAAUCGUGGUUGGGGGGACCAACUAUUAUAUCGAAUCUUUGCUCUGGAAGGUCCUGAUUGACCCAAAGAAGAAGACGGGGACUCCGGGUCCAGCAGGGGGAGUGGCCGACCGGAAAGCUGAGCUGGAGAAGUUAGAUGGCCAAGAGCUCCAUCGCCGCCUGAAACAGGUGGACCCUGAGAUGGCGAGCAGACUGCACCCCCACGAUAAGCGCAAGGUGGCCAGGAGUUUACAAGUGUACGAGGAAACGGGCGUCACCCACAGCGAGUUGCUGCAGAUGCAGCAGGGGGAGGAAGGCGGUGGCCCGUUGGGGGGCCCCCUGAAGUAUCCCAACCUGUGCAUUUUAUGGCUUUACACAGAACAGGCAGUGCUGGAGGAGAGGCUCGACGCGCGUGUGGAUGCCAUGCUGGCGGCCGGGCUGCUGGAGGAACUGCGAGACUUCCACCGGCGAUACAACCAAGAGAAGGUAGCAGAAAGCUGCCAGGAUUAUCAGCAUGGUAUAUUCCAGUCCAUUGGGUUCAAGGAAUUUCACGAAUUCCUGAUCACAGAAGGCAAAUGCCCAGCAGAGCAGGGUGAAGAGCUCUUAGACAAAGGAAUUGAGGCCCUGAAGUUGGUGACCAAGCGAUAUGCCCGCAAACAGAACAAAUGGGUCAAGAACCGCUUCUUAAGACGACCCGGACCCAACGCUCCCCUCGUGUAUGGCUUGGAAGUCUCCGACCUCUCUCAGUGGGAGGAGAAAGUGCUGGAACCGGCCGUCCAGAUUGUGGACAGCUUUCUCCAGGGGCAGCAGCCUCCAGUAGAGCCCAUCAGGAUGGAGCCGGACUCCGGAGAGAACAAGCGGAGAGGCCAUGAGUGUGUGGUAUGCAACAGAGUCAUCAUUGGGGACCGAGAAUGGCAAGCUCACCUAAAAUCCAAGUCCCACCUUUUCCAUCUGAGGAAGUCACGAAAGUUGCACUCAGAUCCCCAUUCAGCAAAGUGCCGGAGCAGCGACACAGAGGCUACCAGAACAUGCACAGAAGCAUCGGCGGAGAACUUGGAAACCUGCAGAACGUAG
Euleptes europaea (tarantolino) is the source of this 1356-nucleotide messenger RNA. It is a transcript of the gene TRIT1, whose product is annotated as tRNA isopentenyltransferase 1. Gene Ontology annotation, biological process: tRNA modification. Gene Ontology annotation, molecular function: tRNA dimethylallyltransferase activity; ATP binding. The coding region runs from base 1 to 1356 and encodes 451 amino acids. The record is from RefSeq and is a predicted model, not a curated record. Gene Ontology annotation, cellular component: mitochondrion. Lineage: Eukaryota; Metazoa; Chordata; Lepidosauria; Squamata; Sphaerodactylidae. The transcript is spliced from 11 exons.